Emiliania huxleyi CCMP1516 is the source of this 2118-nucleotide messenger RNA. RefSeq lists its product as hypothetical. Bases 1 to 2118 code for a protein of 705 amino acids. The record is from RefSeq and is a predicted model, not a curated record. Gene Ontology annotation, molecular function: nitrate transmembrane transporter activity. The transcript has 3 exons. Lineage: Eukaryota; Haptophyta; Isochrysidales; Noelaerhabdaceae. Gene Ontology annotation, biological process: transmembrane transport.
AUGUCGGACCAGUCGAGAAUGGAGCUGCUGGAGCAGGAGAUCGCGACGCUCCACCUCGCUCUCGAGCAGAAGGGGAUGAACACCAAGAUGACCAAGGAUGUCUUUGGGCGGACCUUUGCUGUUCCCGUCGACGAUGAGCACAAGGCGACCCUGCUGUUCCCAGUCAUGUUCAACAACACCUUCCCCUACAUCAUCCCCAACGUCGCGCAGCCGCACAUGCGCGCCUUCUGGGCAGCCACGUUUGGCUUCUUCUCCACCUUCUUCUCCGUCUUCGCCCCCGCCGCACUCAUGCCCACCCUCAAAAAGGACAAGAGCGACGGCGGGCUCGAUCUCACGCCACAGGACAUUGCCGACUCGGGCGCCCUGGCCGUCUCCUUCACCAUCAUCAUGCGCAUCCUCGCCGGGCCGCUCUGCGAUAAGUUCGGCGCGCGCUGGACUUUCUUCGGCCUCCUCUGGAUCGGCAUCCCCGGCAUCGUUCUCCUCGCCUUCGCCGAGGGCGCCACCGAGCUCAAAGCGGCGCGCGCCAUCAUCGGCCUCUCGCUCGCGUCCUUCGUCACGUGCCAGGUGUGGUGCUCGCAGAUGUUUGCGAAGAGCAUCGUUGGCACCGCCAACGCCACCGCCGGCGGUUGGGGCAACCUCGGAGGUGGAGUCACGCAGCUCGUCAUGCCGCUGAUCUACGAGGGCAUCCUGCAGUCGCAGGACCAGGACGUGGACAAGUCGUGGAGGCUCUGCAUGAUCGUCCCCGCGGCGCUGCACGUCAUCUCCUCCCUCUGCGUCAUCAGCGGCCAGGACCUCCCCGACGGCAACUACCGCGAGCUCGAGAAGUCGGGCGCCAAGAACAAGACCUCGGGCUGCAAGACGGCCAUGAUCGGCUUCUCCAACAUCAACGCGUGGAUCCUCUUCAUCGGCUACGCAUUCUGCUUCGGCGUCGAGCUCACGAUGAACAACAAGGGCGUGCUCUACUUCUACAAGUACUACGGCGUGCCGCAGCGCAUGGCCGGCAUCUACGGCUCCAUCUUCGGGCUGAUGAACAUCUUUGCGCGCUCGUGGGGAGGCAUCCUCUCCGACACGAUGAACGCGAAGUACGGCAUGCGCGGCCGCAUCUGGGCCAUGUGGGUCAUUCAGGCGCUCGAGGGCCUGAUGUGCAUCAUCCUCGGCCUCAUCAGCAUCAGCAAGCCCUCGCCCACGCGCAUGUACAAGGACCAGGCGUCCCUGGGUCCGUGGACCGGAGGGUUCUCGGGCGGCCUCACGGACGUCUCAUGGACCAAGGCCAAGGGUGCCGGCGACUGCUCGGUCUUGGAAUCCUUCCUCGCGGGCAAUACCGUCGACUGGGCAGGCGAGGGCCUCGCACCGUACACGUGCGCACCCGCCAACGACGGCGACGGCAUGUGGGGCCAGUUCAACUCGACCCUGGCGCCGUCGGGCUACCCCUACACCUAUGGCCUUGGCGGCCCAGAUGGCUACCCCUACACCUACACCAUCACGGCGCAAAAGGGCGCGUGGGAUUAUGACGAGAUCGGAGGCGGCUACUUUGACACGAACACCAACGAACAAGUCCCCGGCAUCGGCGGCGUCUGGCUCAACUAUGGCACGGCCCAGGUGGCCAAGGUGGUGCUCCCGACCGUCGAGCCCUUCAUCAUGGUCGGCGACUACGGGUACCGCCCGGAAGGCGACGAGUGCGUUGCCAACACCGACGGCCUGCUCGGCACCGCCCUCACCGUCAUGGUCUUCUUCUCCAUCUUUGUCCAGAUGUCCGAGGGGUUGCACUUCGGUAUCGUCCCGUACGUCUCGCGCCCGGCCCUUGGCGUCGUCUCGGGCAUGGUCGGCGCGGGCGGCAACCUGGGCGCCGUGAUUGGCACGCGUGGCAUCAUCGCCCCCGACGUCGACGUCGACGCGGGAUUCAUCAUCCUCGGAGCGGUCAUCAUGGCCACCUCGGUCCUGUUCUUCGGGAUUUACUUCCCUGAGCACGGCGGCAUGCUGUUCAAAAAGGGCGCCCUCGGCUCGUACGACCCGCAGCUGUACAAGCCCGACGACGCAGACCGCGGCUCCGACCAGAUGGACUACUCCGCCGCGGCCCCAGCGCAGAAAACGAACCGCGCGGUGGAAGCCGAUAUGUAA